AUGUUGUGCCUCCAUUGCGAAAGCGACGAAAACAACUUAUUUUUCUUUUCGGAUGGCGGUGAUGAUUUAUGUUACAGUGCUAAGCCAACUAUGGAUUUCACAGCUCACAAGGAUGCCAUUCGAGCAAGCGCUAUUUCUGCUCCCAAUGAAAGCCUUCUUCUGACCGGAGGAUAUGAUCACAAAGUAAAAUUAUGGGAUUGUCGGUGUGUAAACGAUGGUCCUACCGUGGAAGUGGAUGUCAACUUCCCUGUUGAAAGCGUUGUGUUUCUCAAUAAUGAGCAUUUGAUUGCCACUGCUGCUGGUCCCAUCGUCAGAAUUUGGGAUAUAGCCGCUGGAGGGAGGCAACUGAUGUCACUACAGCAGCAUCAUAAAACAGUCACUUCCCUUUGCUUAGCGAAAAAUGGUGAUGUAUUGUUAUCAGGUGGAAUCGACAGACGGGUUAACGCUUUCCGAUUGAUAGAUUUUACAUUGCUUCAUUCGAUGUCCAUGGCCGCACCAGUGUUGAGCCUAGCAAUAUCGCCGGAUGACCAGACAAUGGCUGUAGGCAUAGGUCAACUUCUGGCCAUUCACCGUCGAGCGCCGGAGUCUAAAGCUAUGGUAAGUGCACAAGUCGCUGACAAUCGCACAAUGGUCCGUACUGCUGCGCCCAAGGUGCGAGUGCAGGAGGCAGGAAAACCAAGAGAAACUAAGGAGAUUAGUGCAAAAUCUAGUGAUCAGCAUCGCUUGUCAAAGAUUGAUACACUUUUGAAAGGUUAUCAACACUCUGCUGCCAUCCGAAAGAUGUUUCAUUCUUAUUACUUUCACACCAAAAAAGAGGAGGUGGUAGCUUGGCUGCGAAUUAUCAUACAUAGAGGAGCAAUUCGACGUGCGAUCUCAGGGCAAGAAAAUGAUGUUCUUGUGAAUAUGCUCAAGUUUGUCCAUGUGCAGAUGUUCCGUGGAAGUCACUUUGAUGUGUUGCGACACGUUGUUGACGCUUUCUUCGAGGUGUAUGCUAACGAGGAGUUGCACCCAAAAGUGGCAAAACUAGCCCUGAGCCUGAAAACAGCUGUGGCAAAGGAACUAAUUGUUCAGAAUCAGCUUUCGCAAACUAUUGGAGCCUUGGAAUCUAUAAUGAACGCAGCACGGACGUCAACCUUGCAUUACGAGCCUCCUAAGAAACGGAACUGGUGGGUGUCUUUGAAAGGAGAAGAUGCAGAUUUUGUGGUUACGUACGAUGGUGAUUACGUAGCUGAUGACAGGGCAGAAGAUGAGAAAACCCGUUGUGGCAAUGUCUCCAGCUUUGCGAUAAUUGCUCUUCAGUGUGCAAUAUUUUUCAGCAUUGACUUGAUUGACCAAUCUGUGGAAAAUACAAUCAUUAAGAACAUUUUGUCCACAGCUCUACUCGGAAAAGUAGCCACAUCCUCAAAAUGUGUCAUUCCAAGAUGGUGGCAGAAAACGGUGACGAACAAAGGUAGUAAAUUUGGCAGUAAUGCUAGAAAUUAA
Molecule: messenger RNA, 1482 nt
Organism: Cylicocyclus nassatus
Lineage: Eukaryota; Metazoa; Nematoda; Chromadorea; Rhabditida; Strongylidae
Source: the annotation of a GenBank genome assembly